Messenger RNA from Carassius auratus (goldfish), 1891 nucleotides. Its product is annotated as regulator of G-protein signaling 11-like. The record is from RefSeq and is a predicted model, not a curated record. The transcript is spliced from 17 exons. The coding region runs from base 159 to 1574 and encodes 471 amino acids. Gene Ontology annotation, molecular function: GTPase activator activity. Gene Ontology annotation, cellular component: plasma membrane; neuron projection; cytoplasm. NCBI's taxonomy places the organism in Eukaryota, Metazoa, Chordata, Actinopteri, Cypriniformes, Cyprinidae. Gene Ontology annotation, biological process: intracellular signal transduction; positive regulation of GTPase activity; regulation of G protein-coupled receptor signaling pathway.
CACCACAAGAAGGCGCUAUUUCAUACCUGAUUAUGGCAGUAAUGUUGUAGUCGAAUGUACCGUAGCGCCACCCCGUCGCCAGAAGCAGAAGCAGACUCAAGCAUCAGUUUAAGCAUCUUCCAGCUCUCUUCAGCUUCACAUCCAGAGCAGCCUUCAACAUGACCAUUAACACAUUCAGUCAGGACGGAGUGCAGAGACAGCAAAUGCCUUGUCUGACUAAGAUGGAGCGCAUGAUCAUAUCCAUGCAGGACCCUGAUAUGGGCAUCAAGUUGCGCAACCAGCGUCUCCUUAUUACGGUCAUACCACACGCAAUGACUGGUGCAGAUAUUUUUGAAUGGCUGAUUAAGAAGUUUUCUAUCUCUGAUGAAGAGGCAUUGCACAUUGGACAAAUCUUUGUGAAGUACGGAUACAUUUACCCUUUAAAAGAGCCCAGAAACCUAAUUCUGAAAGUUGACAAUUCACCUUAUCGCUUCCAGACGCCAUAUUACUGGAUGUCAACACGCUGGCCGGCUUCAGAGCUGGACUAUGCAAUCUACUUGACCAAGAAGAAUAUCCGAAAACAAGGAGAUCUAAUUGAGUAUGAAAAGGAGUGCUAUAAUGCUUUACAUAAACGUAUCAACCACACCUGGGACUUUGUUGUGAUGCAGGCAAGAGAGCAGCUCAGGGCAUCAAAACAGCGUCGCAAAGCAGAUCGUAUAGUGCUGGAGUGUCAGGAGCAAGCUUACUGGCUAGUGAACAGACCUCCUCCGGGGACACUGGACAACAUAGAUCAUGGACCGGAGAGAAGAACCACGAACACACGAGUGCAGCUGAAUGCAGAUUUCUACAAAAAAGAGAUUGAACAUAACAGAAUAAGCCUGGCGAGGAAUCGUGUAAAGUCCUCAAUUUGCCUUGAGAGUUACGUUAAGUACUGUGAGCAGUACCAGCCCCAUGACCCCAUAAUGCAAGGAUGUCUUCCCAGCAACCCCUGGAUCACAGAUGAUAUCAUGUUUUGGAACAUGAACUGUGAAACAGUUUCCGUGCAGACUAAACUGCGUGUGGAGCGCUGGAGCUUCAGCUUCAUGGAGCUACUGAGUGACCCAGUGGGCAGAAAAGAGUUUCUCACUUAUUUGGAGAAAGAAUUCAGCGCGGAGAACUUGUGUUUCUGGCAGGCCUGUGAGGACGUCCGUCACGGAGAGACCUCAAAGAUUCCAGGGAAAGUGGAUGAGGUUUACAAGCAGUUCCUGGCUCCUGGUGCAAGUCGCUGGGUCAAUAUAGACAGCAAGACCAUGGAAAAGACCUUAGAAGGAUUCAAGCGGCCUCAUCGUUUUGUCUUGGAUGAUGCUCAAAUGCACAUUUACUUCCUCAUGAAGAAGGAUUCAUACCCUCGUUAUCUCAAAUCUGACCUCUACAAGAACUUAUUAGCCAGAGCCGUAGUACCACAGGAGACCAAGAAAAGUGUGUUACCAUUCAUACAUCGCCAGCGUCACUCCAGCCCCUCACCUGCCCUCGCCACCCAAGCUGCAGAGGAUGAUGGGAAGGCAAAGAACUCUAACUCUUUCAAAAGCAAUUCUGGAACUGCAUCCCGGCUUUAAACAUGUUGUGCUAUGUUACCUAACACAGUUGUAAAUGAAUCUGCAUUGCUUCCUGUUGUGCUUUACAAAACAGAUGUUUCAGAAUAUAACAACAGAUAAUUAUGUAACAAGAAUGCUUGAUUCCUCUGUUCACAUUUCUCUGUAUACUAUCACACAGGAAUACAGCUUUUCAUGCAUUUCAUAAAUACAAUGUAUUUAUAGCAGUAAUGUAAUCAGGCAAUCUUACUCACUUUCAGCUGUUCAUUGAAUGUUUUUCCUUCAGUUUCUUUAAGUCUAACUUGCCUUUUGUCAUAUUUUAAUGUAUUUAUUUGAUAUAA